Molecule: messenger RNA, 2716 nt
Organism: Lytechinus variegatus (green sea urchin)
Lineage: Eukaryota; Metazoa; Echinodermata; Echinoidea; Temnopleuroida; Toxopneustidae
Exons: 13
Coding region: 18-2039 (673 amino acids)
Molecular function (GO): calcium ion binding
Source: RefSeq, a predicted model, not a curated record
ACGAGUGCAUCCGGGGUAUGUCCAACUGUCACCCAUCGGCGACAUGUAUCAAUACACCCGGCUCCUACCAGUGUAGAUGUAAUCAGGGUUACCAAGGAAAUGGAAGAACAUGUAUAGAUAUCAACGAGUGUUCUACUGGUACCUCCAACUGUCACUCAUUGGCUACGUGUAUCAACAUUCCUGGUUCUUACCAAUGUAGAUGCAAUGAGGGUUACCAAGGAGAUGGGAGAAACUGCAUAGAUAUCGACGAGUGCGCUACUGGUACCUCCAACUGUCACUCAUUGGCGGCCUGUAUCAACAUUCCUGGUUCUUACCAAUGUAGUUGCAAUCAGGGUUACCAAGGAGACGGGAUAAACUGCACAGAUAUCAACGAAUGUGAUGCGGGAUCUUUUACCUGUGACCAGAACGCAACGUGUGUCAACUCAAUCGGAAGCUACCAAUGUACCUGCAAUGCUGGUUUUACUGGCGAUGGCACUGUCUGCGUUUUAAUUGUUUCAACUGCCACGAAUGUUCGGUCCAGGGGUGACAUUCCAUGCAUCUCUAAUAUCCAAUGCGAUGACGUCAACACUGAAGGGACAGAGUCUGCUCAACCGGCAUCAAAGUUGUCUGGAGCAAGAUCCUCUGGUGGUGUUGGGGCAAGGACAAAUGGCAAAAGUAAAAAUGGAAAGGUUCCUCCAACUGUAAACCUCACCGUAAUCGCGAUCUACCGUGCUGAUUCAACAAUUGACUUGAUAGCAAAUGGCACAGUGAUUUCGGCAUUUAUCGCCGACCCAUCGGCAGAAUUCGGAACGACUCGCAUAGACUCGGCCGUAACCGGACCCGAUGGCGUGGUAGUGUUGACAGUGCCGCACAAUCAGACCGUUCUCAUUGCUGCCACUCGGAGUGAAUUCCUCAGUAAUUCCAUCACCACUAAGGCAAACUUGAAUCAGAAUAAUGUUGUGACCAUUCCCUUGACUGUGUCGGAUGAAUUCAAUAUAUUUCUCUGGCGAAGGGCAACAUCAAACACCUUUGAGUUUGGAAGAGGAAAUGGCGCGCCGAUGUACCGAGUGGCAUUUCCAGUUCGUGGACUAGCAGUUCCUGAAAGGUCAUUGGUGGAAAUCGAAUUUUAUGAGGUCAACAUAACCAAUCCUAAAGAUUUGCAAUACGCCCCAGAAUUAAUCGCCGAGGUCCCCAGAGCUCCUCUUGAAGAGUUUGGGAGGCGGAACAGUGAUGGGAUAUCAAAACACGACCUUGUUUCUCUUGAGGUAGUGAGUAUGAUGGAGCUUCGUAUGUCUCGUCAGGGCGAGGUCCCAAGAAUCACAGGUCCAGUCACUCUGACCAUGCCGAUCUUUAACCUACCACAGGAUCUAUCGGUAGGAGAUUCCCUGGAUGCCUGGUUCUUCGAUACUAACCACGGUGUGUGGAGGAACGACGGAGCGGGAGUGAUAGGGGUGGAUCCCGACAGUAACAAGCUCGUCUGGACUUACCAACCAACGCACUUCACCUGGUGGGCCGCAGGAAGACCGCAGUAUAUACCUAGUUGUGUCAAGGUCAAGACUUGCCUGGAUGAAGCGUGUGUAAAUCCUUUACCGGCUAUCAAGAUAAGUCUAAUGGGUGAUAACUAUGGAUUUAUGAGCUCCAGGAUAACCGAUCAAAAUGCCGAAACGUGCUUCUCAUUCAAACACGGAAGUAACGUGUUUCUCCAAGCAGCAUGCACCACACAAAGAAUACAAGUUGGCAGUACGACGCAGCCCGCCCUCUGCGACAAUUCAGCCGUUGAUAUUCCUUCAUUUCGGUCUUCUUCCGGUACUACUACGAACGUCUGCAAGGAGGUCACAAUGAUUAUUCCAUCAUCGGCAGUUAACCCCACAUGCCCUGACCCUGGUGAGGCCGAAUCUGCAACACGUACCUUGAGCGGCCUCCGGUAUUCCAACUCGGUGCAGUACACCUGCGCUCCUGGCUUCUCACCUGAAGUCGGGUAUGGCUACCGGACGUGCUUAGAAUGUGGAGCGUGGUCGGAUCAACCUGUCAAUUGUGCGUUCACACGUUGGUUUCCAUGAGGCUUCUCCAGAGUACACCAAUUGCCAAGGAUGAAUCUGCCGAAAGCAGUGGCAUCGGGUCAUCAUACACAUGACUGUAAACAUGCUUAGCGAUCGACAGCAGAUAUUCUCCGGUCUCUAUUCCUCUGGUUUGUAGAGGUGUGGAAUGUCCAUUGCAAAGGGUGAAGCAAAUUGAAGAUACUAAAUGAGUAGGCCUUCUUAUCAAUUCACGUGGGAAACGGCUCCCUCUUUGGAAAAUUUCGUCCUUUGUUUUUGGAAAUUGUAUUAAAAAACAGUCACACAUCAAUAUCAAGGACGUUGUUUUUUAUAGGGUUUUUCUCAUUUUCCUUAAAAACAAGAUAUGUGCAAGUACUAUUUUGUUAUAUUUCGAUAACCAUUUCCAUUCUUCAGCUCCCCAGGUGUAUUAAAUGACCACAUAUAUCUUCCAAUGAGAUUGAAAGAGACAUAAUGGUCCAUAUAAGAUUCAGAGAAUGGCGAUCGCGUGGUAACAAGAUACCAAUAAACAUCCAGACGAAAAUAAGAUCUGAAAAAACUAGAAAAUUUAUUGUGGGUGUAUAAUGAUAAUCAAAUGUUUUGUGCUGAGGGAAAGUGAUAGGUUUCAAAGGUUUAAUUCAAGCACGAUUCGCUCCUAUUGUGUAUUAUGGUAAUGUUCAGAUGAAUAAAGUAACUACGAUUAA